GUUCUGGGUUCGAAUAUGCCAGGGUCGUCAGGUGCCACUUUUUAUAACGAUUUUCAAGACUGUAAUGGAACGAAGUGGAAAAAUACCUUUCCUGACCUGGAUUUUGCACUUCUUGGCUACGACGUCCUGCACGGUGAUCCCAAUGCCGAAUGCGAUCCAGGGUUUAAGCACCCAAUAUUCAGGGCUGACUAUUCUGAACUUAGACAAAGUGCAGAUUGUCGUUACAGCAUCCCAGUGGGUCUGAUAGCGUACCCAUGUCAAUCUUGCUUGGUGUCAUUUGAAUCUAAACUUGUCCGAAACAAGCAAGAAAUGUCAAAACUCCUUGGAGGUGCAGCAAAGGUGGAAGGAGGAGGCUGGGGAUUUCAAUUCUCUGCUAGUGCAAGCUAUAGGAGAGAUGUAGCUGAAAUGUCGUCUGGAGAGUAUAUGCGUGUUAUUUCCAGUGCACAUUGCCAGCACUAUCGCAGUAAGAUUGACCUCACGAGACCUCCGCCUUUCCAUCCCGGUUUCAUUGAGUGGGCGACAAAACUAGCUGAUCCGCGGACUUCAGAUGGAGAUGUGUUACAGUUCGUCAAAUACUAAGGAACUCAUUUCUUCUCAGACGUCACGUUUGGUGCAAAGUUCAUCCAAAGCCACAAGAUAACUCAGGGGGCUCUAACGGCCCUGAAGAAAUCAUCUUUCAGCGUGGAAGCCCAGGCGAGCUACUCAGGUUUAUUCAGCAUCGGAGGAGGAUUUUCCAUGAACAGCGAUCAAAGAAACGCUGCGUCAAACUUUUUGAAAAAUGUACAAACCACAACCAUCACCGUUGGGUCUUCCCCACCCAGCAAUGGAGACGCAAUGACUUGGGCAGCGUCAGUUCAAUCGAACCCUGUUCCAACCAAGUACACUCUUACGGGAAUAGAGAAUCUCUUUACUGAUCAUUUUACCAGACAUCUUUCUCCCGAGGUUAACUACGGUAGUUUGAAGAUGAAAUUGGUGAGUGCUGCCUAUAAAUACUGCCAAGUUUUAAAAAUGCAAGGGAAAGUCUCUUCGUGUGAGAACAACUACAACGUUGAAGGAACUGAUAUUGGAUUUACACGUAAAGGUUACAAAUACAUCCGUGACGUAGACAAAGUCACUUGUGAAGAGAUUUGUCUGGAUGAUGCAGACUGCGUGGCGAUUGAAUUCCGUAAUUUUACUUCAACCAUUUGCAGUUUUUUCAAAGGUGAUGUCGAUGGUAAAGUGGUAAACCGAAAAGGAAGCCAAAUUAUAGUUUUCUUAUCACAACUGGCAACCAACAAAAAGGUCCUCUCGCUAGAAAAGGCAAGCUUUCGAGGGUAUGCAUAUAAAGCCACCAGACAUGAUAGUCGACGUUGUCGGCGGCAAUGUCUGGAUGAACUGGAGUGCGACGCUUAUACGUGGAGUUCCUCAAGGAGCCUGAAGUGUUCUCUGUUUUUAGCUAAAGAUAUAAAAAAUAUUCGAUAUGAUUUUUCAUUCCAAGCGGUAUUUGUACAAGACAAAUAAUUUAACCAAUUUAUAUCUAUAAGUAGGUUUCUUCGCAUAUGUUAAAUUCCUGUAUGAAGCAUUAGGGAAUUAGGUAGGCUGUCAACAGCUAAGAUUUGAGACUGCAAGUUUUCAUUAGUUAGAACUUAAUGGCCAGCCGGACUAAUACUGCGUACAAACCUCUCCUAUAUAGGAUAUAGGAGACGUCUGCAUGUAGGCUAUAACUAAACUUCUCCGUUGAUGAUGCGAUGAUUCAGUUGCGCAAGUCAGAAAUAAAACACGUUUGUCCCGAUAGAUUUGUAGAGGAUAGUGGAUCAAUUCCUGCAUUUGUAAACAAUCCUUAGCGCAACAAUAAGUCCUUCUGCAGUAAUACCACAACUCGCCGAGGAAAGCAUUUCAGUAUCAAUUAGUCUAGGCAUCUUCCUGCAUUUCUAAACACGAUGACACUGAAGAGUACCGAAAUGAAUUUUUUGAUUCCUUCAGUUUUACUUCAGAGUCGUAAAGAGGGAGUACUAAUACAUUUGUCUAUUGACCUCUAAGACUCUAAGUCGGGCAAUGAGCUAUGUGCGUAUGAUAACUCGCUUGACAUUGGUCCGACAAUCAAUCACAAUUAAUAAGCUUAGUAGCUUAGCAAAUUUCCUGGAUUCUCCCUUGUUGACUGGCUAUAACAAAUAUGAAUGUUUCAUAUCAUAACAAUAAAUUCCUUAAUAAACUACUUCUUACCUAGUG
Molecule: messenger RNA, 2208 nt
Organism: Pocillopora damicornis (cauliflower coral)
Lineage: Eukaryota; Metazoa; Cnidaria; Anthozoa; Scleractinia; Pocilloporidae
Source: RefSeq, a predicted model, not a curated record